AUGCGGGCCUCAAGAUUGUUCAAAAAGAUGUUCAGAAGCAACUCCAAGGUAAAACAUAAUCCAAAGCUUGAUAAAAUAUUUUUCAUCUUUGGCAUAAACAUUAGCAAUUUCAGUCCCGAACUCAGCUGAUGGCCUCCCAAGACCUCAUCAAUUUCGAUCACGAAGAAAGCCUAGAUCCAAACACUGCUUUCAUUAACACCUCGCCGAGUUUUUCACAUGCUCCAACGGCUGAGGCUACUCCAGUUUCGACCCCAACUCUGUCUAAUCGCGAUGAAAAAGACCGAACAGAGAUCAAGAAAGUAGCAAGCAGGCCUGUGAAGACGGAGGUAAAUGAGGAUCAAACUAUUGAGUCAAAGGAUCGGCAACAAAGGGCAUUCAGAAAAGAGGUCUCCACGAGACUCAGAGACAGACGUGGCUGUAUGGAAGAGUUGAAAGAAGAAUACGAAAGCAAAGAUGCCGGAUGGUACAAGAUGAGGAAGGAUGUAAGUUCGUCAGAAGUCUAGAAAACGUAGCAAAGUCACUGCACAACAAUCGCAAGGGCAGAAAAAAAAAUUAAAUUUUUUACGUAAAGGUUGCCCUAAAAGCGACUUUCGGGACUUCAGAAAUUGGUUGUUAUAGAGAGGUUCCGUUGUAUGGGGAGGAUCUCGAAUAUCUUGGGGUCGUCACUAUUCCACAGUAACCUUUCUAUUCAAAUAUUUGGCGCGUUUCUCAGAGUGUAAAUCCCUUCGCGUCUAGCUCGAGGAAAUCUUUCGCACUUGAGUCAUCUUACAUCGCCUAUAAGGGAGAUUAUAAGAUUGUUUGCGGUAAAAUAAAUUGCAUGGUCUUGCAGACAAAUCUAGGUGUUUGGGGUAUCAUUACUGAUUUGGGCUUGUGUGGCAAGGUUGUCAUUCUAUAUUUUGUUCUGCAUCUAAUUAUUUAUUUGGUCUAUGUCGAUGACUAAUAUUGUAGGUUUAGGAGUUUGGCGUAUAAAACGAAACUUACAACGCAUUUUUAAAUAAUUUUUUUUCAGUACUACAAAUUGCAAAUCCAUGGGAUGAAGAAAGAGCUGAAUCGUGAGAGAGAACGCUAUGAUCGGCUACACAAGAAGUACAGUGAUUUGAAGGAGAACUAUGAUAAGCUUGAGGUAAGAGUUUUAGAUUUUGGAAAAGCCAGUUUCACGUAGUAUUAAAACAAAAAAAAGUUAUGCCCGCGCGGGAAACAUUUUUGAAUUAAAUUUGCGACCUUCUGGACCUCGUUUCUCCACUUUAUUGAUUGGGAUCAGCAACUAAUCUUCACUUAUAAACUUUUUCUUUUUGCAGAAGAUGUGCGAGUUCCUCCUGAAAUCGCAAGAAUCCUUGGACUCUUCAUCAACCCGAAGACACCGUCUAAAUUCCGCCUAUUCUCUCAAAAUGGACAAACCUCUGGCUCCAUCGUAUUACAAGGCCGAUGAUUCGGUUGAUUACUCUAAUCUACCAGUUUCUUCUCGCGGAGCCAUGAAAUCGACCAAGCACUACAGUAGUAUCAACAAAAGAGACAUGGAGAUUAUCAGGCGCCAACGCGAGCGGUAUCAACAAGAACAAGCGCUGAGACUGUACAACGAAAGGGUUGGAGAGAGCUCUACGUAUCUUCAGAGAGACCUCACGAAACCAUACAUUCCUGUUGCGAAUGAGGUCUUGACGGAUCAUGGCUAUGGCUCCAGAUACUCUCAAUACGAAGCAGAGAGGGGCCACCCAUCAGAGUGGCAGAUGAGAGAGAGAAUUCAGUACGAUACGGAUAGAUCUUGCUAUCCUCAAGAGGUGGAAACAUUCUCGGACGAUGAAGGGCUCUUCCCUGGUUGGCAAACUCGUCAAGAAAAUCGAAGAAAAAGGAUGACUGAAAAAGUGAUUACGGUCCCAUUAAAGCCUCCGAUGGAAUCUCGCCGAUCUCAAGAGCCAACUCAUCGUCGCGCUAAUCGAAUUCAACUUGGAUCUGCGUUAUAUGGCCAAAAGACUUAUCGUCAGAUCUACGGAAGUCGCGAGAACACUGAAGCCGAGGUUCGACCACCAAUGAAAGUUCAAAACAAUCUGGAGAGAGUUCAGGAUUAUUUGAACAAGGUGCCAGAGAAUGGGAAAUUUAGUCCGGUUCCGGAUAUGUACGACGCUUUUCUGGAGGGAAAAGGAGCUUCGGAUCCGAGGGUAAACCCACGGAUUGAGAGCAUGUUGUCCAAUAUGAGUUUGAAUGAUCUGACCAAGAGUUCUGAUGAGGAGAAGGAGAAUGAGAUGACCGUCAGAGAAAUCGGAGAGCCUGUGUUCGCCUGA
Messenger RNA from Bursaphelenchus xylophilus (pine wood nematode), 2276 nucleotides. NCBI's taxonomy places the organism in Eukaryota, Metazoa, Nematoda, Chromadorea, Rhabditida, Aphelenchoididae. The record is from the annotation of a GenBank genome assembly.